Molecule: messenger RNA, 1437 nt
Organism: Thamnophis sirtalis
Lineage: Eukaryota; Metazoa; Chordata; Lepidosauria; Squamata; Natricidae
Gene: SERPINE1
Product: serpin family E member 1
Biological process (GO): negative regulation of endopeptidase activity; negative regulation of vascular wound healing; negative regulation of plasminogen activation
Molecular function (GO): serine-type endopeptidase inhibitor activity
Source: RefSeq, a predicted model, not a curated record
AUGGGGUGGCCUCGGUGGUGGCCAUGCUGCAGGCGGCGUCGGAGGGGAAGACCCUGGCCCAGAUCAAGGGCGCCAUGGGCUUCGGCCUGAGAGAAUGGGGCGUCCCACGAGCCCUGCGGCUGCUGCAGAAGACCCUGAGCGGCCCCUGGGGCAAGGACGUGGUGCAGAUGGCAGACGCCCUGUUUGUGCAGCGUGACCUGCCCCUGGCGCCCACCUUCAUGCUGCGCUUCCGACGACUUUUCCACCAGAUGGUCAAGCAGGUGGACUUCUCGGACAGCGCCCGGGCACGCGAGGUGGUCAACGCCUGGGUGGAGCAGCACACCAAUGGGAUGAUCCGGGGCUUCCUGCAGGAGGGCACCCUGGGUGCCCUGACACGCCUGGUGUUGGCGAACGCCAUCCACUUCAAAGGCCUCUGGCGGCUUCCCUUCCCCGAGGCUGCCACUCGCCAGCGUGUCUUCCACAAGCUGGACGGCAGCACCGUCGUGGUCCCCAUGAUGGAGCAGACGGCCGAAUUCAACUACGGUGAAUUCUCCACCCCAGAGCAGGGGGACUACGAUGUCAUCGAACUGCCCUACCAGGGGGAGAUGCUGAGCAUGCUCAUCGCUAGCCCCUUCCAGCGGGACGCCCCCCUCUCGGCCCUGGUGGCUGCAGUCGACCCCCGCCUCAUCGCAGAGUGGAAAAGCAACAUGUCCGCGGUGACCCGGCUCCUCGUCUUGCCCAAGUUUUCUCUGGAGAGCGAAGUUGACCUCCGUGCGCCACUGGAGGCCCUGGGCAUGACGGACAUGUUUGAUUGCGAGAAGGCCAACUUCAGCCGUCUCUCAGGGCAGGAUGGCCUCUUUGUGUCCCGGGCGCUGCAGAAAGUGAAGAUUGAGGUGAACGAGAGUGGCACCGAGGCCUCUUCUGCCACAGUGGCCAUCGUCUAUUCCCGCAUGGCGCCCUUGGAGAUCGUGCUGGACCGGCCGUUCCUUUUUGUUGUGCGGCACAACCCAACCGGGACCAUCCUCUUCAUGGGCCAGGUGAUGGAGCCCCAGCCAUUGGGCCUCCCUCUGAAGUGAAGAGGACCUCCGUGCCAGCGGGAUGAUCUACCACCAGUCCCCUCGUGGAAGUCGCUUCUGCCCGGCCUCCUCCCUGGCAUGUCCCGCCACUUCUGGCAUCUAGGACACUUGUGCGAGGACCAGGCGCCGGUCCAGGCUGGAGGGGGCCUGCAGGCGCAGCAGGGGAGCUCUGCCAGCCGCCCUGAAGGAAGCCUGGAGAGAGAAGGGGCCACCGUGGACGCCAGCCUCGCCCGGGCACAGCCCCUUCGCCCUGCACCCGGGAGCCGCUCUCUCCUCCCCUUCUGGGGCUCCGUCUGGACUGGACGCACUUUGGGACUAAAGAGAAACUUAAUAUAUGCAGAUGUUUUGUCUUAUUUUUGUACAUUAAAAGAAUGCACCGCCA